CAUUUCAAGGUUGCUUCAUAUUAAACGUCAAAUUAAUAUCCAGCGAAGAUUUUCAAGCUGUUUAUACCAACAGGUUCUCACAAAAGCCGCUGUGGUCCUGCAUCCUCUGCGUGAUAAAGCACAGUGGAAACUCGAUGGCGACAGAAAGCCCCACCUUCUCCAUAUGGCCAGUGAACGUGACGGACAUCGUGAGCCUGCAGCCGGUCUGUAACCUGACCAGCGGCCGGCUGGAGAAAGUAUUCCUCCCGGCACUGUACUCGCUUGUCAUCCUUGUCGGGGUGCCUGCCAACCUCCUGGCCCUCUGCAUGUUCCUGCACCAAUACCGGAAGCACGGGAUCCUGGUUUACCUGAUCAACUUGGCCAUUGCCGACCUCAUCAGCUGCCUGACCCUACCCUUCCGGGUCUCGCUGCUGCUCCUGGGCGACCAGUGGAGAGAGAGCUCUCCCACCUGUGCCCUCACCAUGAUCAUCAUCAACUCCAGCUUCUACUACACUGUGAGCUGCAGCACCAUGUUCCUGGCCUUCAUCAGCAUCAGCCGCUACGCCAUGAUCGUGAAGCCCAACAACAGGCACCUCAACAAGUUCUACGACACCGGCUUCGCCCAGAGGGCCUGCACCAUCACCUGGAUCGUCACCAUCAUCCCCCUCCUCGCCCUGAACCUCAACUACUUCAUGCAGGAAGUGAGGCUGGCGGCCGACUCCGUCUGCUACAACGUGCAGCUGCAGUACGGCAAGAGGGUGUCCGCCAACGCCUUUGUCACAGUGGCCAUGAUCUUCCUGGUCCUGCUGGUGGCGUUUGCCUUCUCCUACGCCUCGAUCGGCGUGGAGCUGUGCACGGUGAGGAGGAAGAGCAUUAGUCAGCACAACCGGGUAGUCCACAUGCGGGCCCAGACGAUCAUCAUCGGUGCCAUGACCGGCUUCGUGGUCUGCCACCUGCCUUACCACGUGUACCAGAUCGUGGCCGGCCUGCACCGGCUGCACGGCAGCAGCUGCCUCUGGCUGCUGCAGACCCACCACGUCAAGCUCAUCACCCUCUGGCUGGUCUCGUUCAGCAGCUGCCUGGACCCCAUCCUCUACUUCCUCCUCUCAAAGUCCUUUGUGAAGCGCGGGACAAAGAGAGAAAGGAGUACCUAGUGCGGGCACCCACUGGGAACCAUGGUCUGCAGUCCUCUCCUGCUCACACUGACUUAACCAGCAGUGGACUGAUGGCUUCAUAACCAUUAUUGUUGAUGGGGGCACAGCCCAUGAUGGGGCGGGGGCAACAUUAAUGUCACCACGCCACCAAUCAAACCACCUCUUUGGACAAAACCAGGGGUUGAAGUUUACCGUAGCUAGAACAGUGACACUGCAUCUGAAAAAUAAGUCAGCUGGGGUGCGGACUAUAGUAGGCAAUUCUGUCGACUGUAAGAUUGGGACCUCACUGGUUUGUUCCAGCAUUCCGUAGGAUCAUAACUUUCUGUGCCUGACCUCCUUUUCCCAAAUCCCUAAAAUACAAACAAUGUCAGAUUUAAAUGAACCCUUGUCCCAGCAUUAACUUCAGCAUUGAACUGACUUCAUAUAUACUCACCCAUUAUGUGUAUAGGUGGCUACAUAUUUGGUUUGACCCCCAAAAAAUUGCUACUAAAGGUUUCUCAACACUUUUUUGUAGUAUCAGAUGCGCUUAAUAACAUAUCAAAAGUCUACCAUAGUCAGACCACUGGAAAGGUCUAAUUUUCAAGAUGGCGUCCAAGAUGGAUGCCAAAUCCUUAAAAUACCCAUUAUUCCUUCAUUAUUCAUCAUAGACAAAUAAUUUUGGUGCCUAACCCCAUGUUUUGGGGGUCUAGGAAUAUGAAUUUGAAGAUUUUAUUUUCCUGUCUUUUAAUUCUAGGCCAAUCCCAGUCUCUGUCUCACUCUCUCACUCUCUCUAUCUACCCAGUCAGUUCUCCAGUACCUGAAAACUGGGGUCGUCACCAUUUAACCUUUUAACUUCAACCUUGGUUCACGUAUUCUCUCCCCAAUCUCCUCGUCUCACAAAUCGUCCAGACAUCAGGAAAAUAACACACCAGGAUAAACCUGUAAGGCGCUGAGAGGAUCACGAAGGGACCAAGGAGGCAAACGUACAAGAACAUGGACAAGCCUCCAAAGUAAUAUUAACAGGUACAUUACGGACCAUAACAUGGGAGAGUGUUUCUCGUUGUGGCAUUUGUUGGUCACCCGCACGGAACAUCAUUUCUUUGCAACUUGCCCAAUGCUACGGCUUUCCCUGGGCACUCACUCACAUCCCAAAAGGCAUGCGAGUCAUUGGGUUACUUAGCUUCCGUAAAUUACCCCCAGGGAAGAAUCAGAGGGUGUUGAUGGGCCUGCACUGGAGAACAUAGAAGAGUACAGCACAGGAAUGUCCAUUCGGCCCACAAUGUCCAUGGCAAACGUGAUGCCAAAUCUCAUCUGUCUGCACGGGAUCCACAUCCCUCGAUACCCUUCCCAGUGAAGCCAAGCAUCUUCUACAAAACCCUGUCCAUCUGAAUCACCAUUUUCAGGGAACCAUGCACGUGUACUCCCACAGAUCGCUCAGUUCUGCAACACUCGACCAGGCUCCACCAAAGAUGAAUUGUUGCCAGGUGGAAGCUAGAGAAUUCAUGUUGGUAAAUUAAACUAAAGAUGGAGUUGACGUCGGAGAUGCUACUUCAGUUUUAGUGAUGUUCCCGCUAAUUGGUGAACAAGGGAAUUUCCGUAAUUCAUGGCUGAAAUAAUAUGUUAAAAGCUCUUUCCUCAUAUAGAAUAGCUGUGUGGACAUUCUGCUCUAGCUUACUUAAUCUUACUUUUAAUAAAUCUGUUUUGAAGAUCAAAACUCAACUCA
This is a messenger RNA of Amblyraja radiata (thorny skate), 2835 nucleotides long. RefSeq names its product probable G-protein coupled receptor 34. Bases 135 to 1133 code for a protein of 332 amino acids. NCBI's taxonomy places the organism in Eukaryota, Metazoa, Chordata, Chondrichthyes, Rajiformes, Rajidae. The transcript has 2 exons. The record is from RefSeq and is a predicted model, not a curated record. Gene Ontology annotation, molecular function: G protein-coupled receptor activity. Gene Ontology annotation, biological process: G protein-coupled receptor signaling pathway. Gene Ontology annotation, cellular component: plasma membrane.